This is a messenger RNA of Mobula hypostoma (lesser devil ray), 7756 nucleotides long. RefSeq names its product deleted in malignant brain tumors 1 protein-like. Lineage: Eukaryota; Metazoa; Chordata; Chondrichthyes; Myliobatiformes; Myliobatidae. The record is from RefSeq and is a predicted model, not a curated record. Gene Ontology annotation, molecular function: serine-type endopeptidase activity. The transcript has 22 exons. The coding region runs from base 91 to 6585 and encodes 2164 amino acids. Gene Ontology annotation, cellular component: plasma membrane. Gene Ontology annotation, biological process: zymogen activation.
CUGGGGCGGUACGUUGGGCGGGGAGGUCGCCUCCUCCUGCCUCCUGCAUCUUAUCUCCAGCCGCUCUUUGCUUUUGGCACAGUCGCAACCAUGGGUCGAUAUUGCACUGCCUGGGCGCUCCUCCUGCUCCUCGUCGCUCGUUCGGGGACCCACAGCUCGGCGGCCGAGCCCAAUAUAAGGCUGGUAGGCGGCAGCGAUCGUUGUUCAGGGAGAGUGGAGGUGUGGCACAGUGCACAGUGGGGAACGGUAUGCGACGAUGGAUGGGACACUGACGACGCCAAGGUUGUCUGCAAUGAGCUGGGCUGUCCCCCUGCCACAGCAGCAAUACAGGGGGCACACUUCGGGCAAGGCAGCGGGAAUAUCUGGAUGGAUGAUGUUGCGUGCAAUGGAAAUGAAUCCGCCCUUGACGAAUGUUCCUUUGGAGGAUGGGGGAUUCAUAACUGCGGUCACGGAGAGGAUGCAGGAGUGAAUUGUACAGUGCCUGAAGUAAGGCUGGUAGGCGGCAGCGAUCGUUGUUCAGGGAGAGUGGAGGUGCGGUACAAUGCACAGUGGGGAACGGUAUGUGACGAUGGAUGGGGCACUGAAGACGCCAAGGUUGUCUGCAAUGAGUUGGGUUGUCCCUCUGCUGCAGCAGCAGUCUCGGGGGCACGGUUCGGGCAAGGCAGCGGAAAUAUCUGGAUGGACGAUGUUGCAUGCAAUGGAAAUGAAUCUGCCCUUUGGGAAUGUUCCUUCCGAGGAUGGGGGAGUCAUAACUGCGGUCACGGAGAGGAUGCAGGAGUGAUUUGUUCAAAAGAGCCCAAUAUCAGGCUGGUAGGCGGCAGCGAUCGUUGUUCCGGGAGAGUGGAGGUGUGGCACAGUGCACAAUGGGGAACGGUAUGCGACGAUGGAUGGGACACUGAUGACGCCAAGGUUAUCUGCAGUCAGUUGGGCUGUCCCCCUGCCGCAGCAGCAAUACAGGGGGCACACUUCGGGCAAGGCAGCGGGAAUAUCUGGAUGGAUGAUGUUGCGUGCAAUGGAAAUGAAUCCGCCCUUGAAGAAUGUUCCUUUGGAGGAUGGGGGAGUCAUAACUGCAAUCACGGAGAGGAUGCAGGAGUGAAUUGUACAGAGCCCGAAAUAAGGCUGGUAGGCGGCAGCGAUCGUUGUUCAGGGAGAGUGGAGGUGCGGUACAAUGCACAGUGGGGAACGGUAUGUGACGAUGGAUGGGGCACUGAAGACGCCAAGGUUGUCUGCAAUGAGUUGGGUUGUCCCUCUGCUGCAGCAGCAAUAUCGGGGGCACACUUCGGGCAAGGCAACGGGAAUAUCUGGAUGGAUGAUGUUGCGUGCAAUGGAAAUGAAUCCGCCCUUUGGGAAUGUUCCUUCCGAGGAUGGGGGAGUCAUAACUGCGGUCACGGAGAGGAUGCAGGAGUGAAUUGUAGAGUGCCCAAAGUAAGGCUGGUAGGCGGCAGCGAUCGUUGUUCAGGGAGAGUGGAGGUGCGGUACAAUGCACAGUGGGGAACGGUAUGUGACGAUGGAUGGGGCACUGAAGACGCCAAGGUUGUCUGCAAUGAGUUGGGUUGUCCCUCUGCUGCAGCAGCAAUCUCGGGGGCACACUUCGGGCAAGGCAGCGGGAAUAUCUGGAUGGACGAUGUUGCGUGCAAUGGAAAUGAAUCCGCCCUUUGGGAAUGUUCCUUCCGAGGAUGGGAGAGUCAUAACUGCGGUCACGGAGAGGAUGCAGGAGUGAUUUGUUCAAAAGAGCCCAAUAUCAGGCUGGUAGGCGGCAGCGAUCGUUGUUCCGGGAGAGUGGAGGUGUGGCACAGUGCACAAUGGGGAACGGUAUGCGACGAUGGAUGGGACACUGACGACGCCAAGGUUGUCUGCAGUCAGUUGGGCUGUCCCCCUGCCGCAGCAGCAAUACAGGGGGCACACUUCGGGCAAGGCAGCGGGAAUAUCUGGAUGGAUGAUGUUGCGUGCAAUGGAAAUGAAUCCGCCCUUGACGAAUGUUCCUUUGGAGGAUGGGGGAUUCAUAACUGCGGUCACGGAGAGGAUGCAGGAGUGAAUUGUACAGUGCCCGAAGUAAGGCUGGUAGGCGGCAGCGAUCGUUGUUCAGGGAGAUUGGAGGUGCGGUACAAUGCACAGUGGGGAACGGUAUGUGACGAUGGAUGGGGCACUGAAGACGCCAAGGUUGUCUGCAAUGAGUUGGGUUGUCCCUCUGCUGCAGCAGCAAUACCGGGGGCACACUUCGGGCAAGGCAGCGGGAAUAUCUGGAUGGACGAUGUUGCGUGCAAUGGAAAUGAAUCCGCCCUUUGGGAAUGUUCCUUCCGAGGAUGGGGGAGUCAUAACUGCGGUCACGGAGAGGAUGCAGGAGUGAUUUGUUCAAAAGAGCCCAAUAUCAGGCUGGUAGGCGGCAGCGAUCGUUGUUCCGGGAGAGUGGAGGUGUGGCACAGUGCACAAUGGGGAACGGUAUGCGACGAUGGAUGGGACACUGACGACGCCAAGGUUGUCUGCAGUCAGUUGGGCUGUCCCCCUGCCGCAGUAGCAAUACAGGGGGCACACUUCGGGCAAGGCAGCGGGAAUAUCUGGAUGGAUGAUGUUGCGUGCAAUGGAAAUGAAUCCACCCUUGACGAAUGUUCCUUUGGAGGAUGGGGGAGUCAUAACUGCGGUCACGGAGAGGAUGCAGGAGUGAAUUGUACAGUGCCCGCAGUAAGGCUGGUAGGCGGCAGCGAUCGUUGUUCAGGGAGAGUGGAGGUGCGGUACAAUGCACAGUGGGGAACGGUAUGUGACGAUGGAUGGGGCACUGAAGACGCCAAGGUUGUCUGCAAUGAGUUGGGUUGUCCCUCUGCUGCAGCAGCAAUCUCGGGGGCACACUUCGGGCAAGGCAGCGGGAAUAUCUGGAUGGAUGAUGUUGCGUGCAAUGGAAAUGAAUCCGCCCUUUGGGAAUGUUCCUUCCGAGGAUGGGGGAGUCAUAACUGCGGUCACGGAGAGGAUGCAGGAGUGAUUUGUUCAAAAGAGCCCAAUAUCAGGCUGGUAGGCGGCAGCGAUCGUUGUUCCGGGAGAGUGGAGGUGUGGCACAGUGCACAAUGGGGAACGGUAUGCGACGAUGGAUGGGACACUGACGACGCCAAGGUUGUCUGCAGUCAGUUGGGCUGUCCCCCUGCCGCAGCAGCAAUACAGGGGGCACACUUCGGGCAAGGCAGCGGGAAUAUCUGGAUGGAUGAUGUUGCGUGCAAUGGAAAUGAAUCCACCCUUGACGAAUGUUCCUUUGGAGGAUGGGGGAGUCAUAACUGCGGUCACGGAGAGGAUGCAGGAGUGAAUUGUACAGUGCCCAAAGUAAGGCUGGUAGGCGGCAGCGAUCGUUGUUCAGGGAGAGUGGAGGUGCGGUACAAUGCACAGUGGGGAACGGUAUGCGACGAUGGAUGGGGCACUGAAGACGCCAAGGUUGUCUGCAAUGAGUUGGGUUGUCCCUCUGCUGCAGCAGCAAUCUCGGGGGCACACUUCGGGCAAGGCAGCGGGAAUAUCUGGAUGGACGAUGUUGCGUGCAAUGGAAAUGAAUCCGCCCUUUGGGAAUGUUCCUUCCGAGGAUGGGGGAGUCAUAACUGCGGUCACGGAGAGGAUGCAGGAGUGAUUUGUUCAAAAGAGCCCAAUAUCAGGCUGGUAGGCGGCAGCGAUCGUUGUUCCGGGAGAGUGGAGGUGUGGCACAGUGCACAAUGGGGAACGGUAUGCGACGAUGGAUGGGACACUGACGACGCCAAGGUUGUCUGCAGUCAGUUGGGCUGUCCCGCUGCCGCAGCAGCAAUACAGGGGGCACACUUCAGGCAAGGCAGCGGGAAUAUCUGGAUGGAUGAUGUUGUGUGCAAUGGAAAUGAAUCCGCCCUUGAGGAAUGUUCCUUUGGAGGGUGGGGCAUUCAUAACUGCGGUCACGGAGAGGAUGCGGGAGUGAAUUGUACAGUGCCCGAACUAAGGCUGGUAGGCGGCAGCGAUCGUUGUUCAGGGAGAGUGGAGGUGCGGUACAAUGCACAGUGGGGAACGGUAUGCGACGAUGGAUGGGGCACUGAAGACGCCAAGGUUGUCUGCAAUGAGUUGGGUUGUCCCUCUGCUGCAGCGGCAAUACCGGGGGCAUACUUCGGGCAAGGCAGCGGGAAUAUCUGGAUGGAUGAUGUUGCGUGCAAUGGAAAUGAAUCCGCCCUUUGGGAAUGUUCCUUCCGAGGAUGGGGGAGUCAUAACUGCGGUCACGGAGAGGAUGCAGGAGUGAUUUGUUCAGAAGAGCCCAAUAUAAGGCUGGUAGGCGGCAGUGAUCGUUGUUCAGGGAGAGUGGAGGUGUGGCACAGUGCACAAUGGGGAACGGUAUGCGACGAUGGAUGGGACACUGAUGACGCCAAGGUUGUCUGCAGUCAGUUGGGCUGUCCCCCUGCCGCAGCAGCAAUACAGGGGGCACACUUCGGGCAAGGCAGCGGGAAUAUCUGGAUGGAUGAUGUUGCGUGCAAUGGAAAUGAAUCCGCCCUUGACGAAUGUUCCUUUGGAGGGUGGGGCAUUCAUAACUGCCAUCACGGAGAGGAUGCAGGAGUGAUUUGUUCAGAAGAGCCCGAAAUAAGGCUGGUAGGCGGCAGCGAUCGUUGUUCAGGGAGAGUGGAGGUGCUAUACAAUGCACAGUGGGGAACGGUAUGUGACGAUGGAUGGGACACUGAAGACGCCAAGGUUGUCUGCAAUGAGUUGGGUUGUCCCUCUGCUGCAGCAGCAAUACUGGGGGCACACUUCAGGCAAGGCAGCGGGAAUAUCUGGAUGGAUGAUGUUGCGUGCAAUGGAAAUGAAUCUGCCCUUUGGGAAUGUUCCUUCCGAGGAUGGGGAAGUCAUAACUGCGGUCACGGAGAGGAUGCAGGAGUGAUUUGUUCAGAAGAGCCCGAAAUAAGGCUGGUAGGCGGCAGCGAUCGUUGUUCAGGGAGAGUGGAGGUGCAGUACAAUGCACAGUGGGGAACGGUAUGCGACGAUGGAUGGGACACUGAAGACGCCAAGGUUGUCUGCAAUGAGUUGGGUUGUCCCUCUGCUGCAGCAGCAAUACCGGGGGCACGCUUCGGGCAAGGCAGCGGGAAUAUCUGGAUGGACGAUGUUGCGUGCAAUGGAAAGGAAUCCGCCCUUUCGGAAUGUUCCUUCCGAGGAUGGGGGAGUCAUAACUGCGGUCACAGAGAGGAUGCAGGAGUGAUUUGUUCAAAAGAGCCCGAAAUAAGGCUGGUAGGCGGCAGCGAUCGUUGUUCAGGGAGAGUGGAGGUGCGGUACAAUGCACAGUGGGGAACGGUAUGCGACGAUGGAUGGGACACUGAAGACGCCAAGGUUGUCUGCAAUGAGUUGGGUUGUCCCUCUGCUGCAGCAGCAAUCCCAGGAGCACACUUCGGGCAAGGCAGCGGGAAUAUCUGGAUGGAUGAUGUUGCGUGCAAUGGAAAGGAAUCCGCCCUUUCGGAAUGUUCCUUCCGAGGAUGGGGGAGUCAUAACUGCGGUCACAGAGAGGAUGCAGGAGUGAUUUGUUCAAAAGAGCCCGAAAUAAGGCUGGUAGGCGGCAGCGAUCGUUGUUCAGGGAGAGUGGAGGUGCGGUACAAUGCACAGUGGGGAACGGUAUGCGACGAUGGAUGGGACACUGAAGACGCCAAGGUUGUCUGCAAUGAGUUGGGUUGUCCCUCUGCUGCAGCAGCAAUCCCGGGAGCACACUUCGGGCAAGGCAGCGGGAAUAUCUGGAUGGAUGAUGUUGCGUGCAAUGGAAAGGAAUCCGCCCUUUCGGAAUGUUCCUUCCGAGGAUGGGGGAGUCAUAACUGCGGUCACAGAGAGGAUGCAGGAGUGAUUUGUUCAAAAGAGCCCGAAAUAAGGCUGGUAGGCGGCAGCGAUCGUUGUUCAGGGAGAGUGGAGGUGCAGUACAAUGCACAGUGGGGAACGGUAUGCGACGAUGGAUGGGACACUGAAGACGCCAAGGUUGUCUGCAAUGAGUUAGGUUGUCCCUCUGCUGCAGCAGCAAUACAGGGGGCACACUUCGGGCAAGGCAGCGGGAAUAUCUGGAUGGAUGAUGUUGCGUGCAAUGGAAAUGAAUCCGCCCUUUGGGAAUGUUCCUUCCGAGGAUGGGGGAGUCAUAACUGCGGUCACAGAGAGGAUGCAGGAGUGAUUUGUUCAAAAGUGCCCGAAGUAAGGCUGGUAGGCGGCAGCGAUCAUUGUUCAGGGAGAGUGGAGGUGCGGUACAAUGCACAGUGGGGAACGGUAUGCGACGAUGGAUGGGACACUGAAGACGCCAAGGUUGUCUGCAAUGAGUUGGGUUGUCCCUCUGCUGCAGCAGCAAUCUCGGGGGCACACUUCGGGCAAGGCAGCGGGAAUAUCUGGAUGGACGAUGUUGCGUGCAAUGGAAAGGAAUCCGCCCUUUGGGAAUGUUCCUUCCGAGGAUGGGGGAGUCAUAACUGUGGUCACGGAGAGGAUGCAGGAGUGAUUUGUUCAGAAGAGAACCAAAGAGAGGAGCAGCAGCUGGCCAUGCCAGACCUGACCACAGCUGAUGGAAACAUACUCGGAGAAAAUGCAAGGGCAGAAAACGCCGAGAGCAUAGCAGAAGACACUGAGAAUGUGUUGGAAAACCAUGAAUAGCCUGCUACAGUGUGAUGAUGAUGGUACUCUGUAAAGAAGGCUGGUUGCUGAAGGUAGAUGAUUAAUUUUAUAGCAUAAUAUAGACAUUUAUUGGGAAAUAGAUGGGGAGGGUUUUUGAGUUAAAGCAGAGACGGCAAGUUCCACCACUUCGAUGGCAUUUCAGACUGCACUCGGUAUCUGAAAGCAGUCACCCCAGUCUGAGGAGCUGGGCCCUUUUCAGCAGUUGGGCCAGUGAUCGACCGGACACUUUGGAAGGGGGUGCCACUGGGGAGAGUGGGCAGACACUUACGUAGAGGCCACCCCAACCCCUUCCUGUACAUCAAUGAGAGAGCCUGUGGGUGCUCCUGGAAGGAGAGUUUCAGCGACCAAAGAUAAAGGGCUGAAGACAAAUGAAUGUAAUUAAGCUGCAGUCAGUCUGCAGGGAAAGAGCAGGCACACCAAAGGAGCCAUAUUCCUAAAGACUUGGAACAGCCUCUCUGCUUAACAUUUGGUAAGUAGCAAUUAGGUAAUGCUAGGAUAGAUAUCGAGGUACAUAAAAUUGGGGAGGAAUUUCGAGACAGGGCAUUUUUGCUGCCCUAUUUGAGCAGAUCCUCCUAGGUUGGCCUUUCCUGAUACAAAUUUAAUUUUUGUGCAGGAAGGCCAAGAAGAGGGACUGUUAGUGAGUUUUUUUUUGGGUAGAUGAUUUGUUUACACUUAAAUGACUUUGGCCACCAGACUUCUAUUUUAACAGUUUGACAAAGGACUGUGGAUUGAGUCCACCACAAUGGGCUUCCUAAAAGGUGUGAAUACCAGAUGCUUCUGGCGCCGUAGUUUGACCUAAUGCUGUAGUUUCGAAGACAAUAUUAUCUAUACAUCAAAAAUAUUGUCUUCUAUGUUAGCACGGGAAAUGUCAAAUAAAUGUAUCGUAGACUUAACUUAAAUUCCUAAAGGCUGUGGAUACCAACCCAGACAUGUUGGCGUCGGAAGGAAAGGAUGGUGUGAUAUUUUGUAUGUAGAUUCAAUAGGAAGCAUUGUCUAUGCAUUGUCUAUAACUCUUUAAGUAGUGAUUGCCUUUGUGUUUAGCAUAUAAAUAUCGAGCCCACACUGAGCUAGCAGACCUUUCUGUGGAAAGCGUCUCCGUCCGUAAGAUGCCUGCUGUACCUUGUUGUGUCGAAUAAAGAAGCUGCUUUGU